Molecule: messenger RNA, 1651 nt
Organism: Brassica napus (rape)
Lineage: Eukaryota; Viridiplantae; Streptophyta; Magnoliopsida; Brassicales; Brassicaceae
Product: probable 1-acyl-sn-glycerol-3-phosphate acyltransferase 5
Exons: 4
Coding region: 396-1526 (376 amino acids)
Cellular component (GO): endomembrane system
Molecular function (GO): acyltransferase activity
Source: RefSeq, a predicted model, not a curated record
GACGUGGUAGAAUCUAAUAUUAGCGAAAGAGGAGCGGACAGUAGUUUAAAUUUCCGCACCUUCCGUUGUUGGGUUCUUUGUACAAGAGUGGUGGCAUAAGCCGUAAUUAACAACCACCUCCGAGCCCUUUUUCAAAACCGGUCGUAGUCCCUUGACUCCUUGGUGAUCUUUUCUCUCGGCCAUUAAUACACCUUUCUCCACUGUUUAUAAAACCCCCGAAGCUUCAUGAUAGGUGGUGAGUAUGUUUGCCAAGAAAUCUGUUCUGAUGUUAUCACCAUAUGAUCUCUAAUGGUGACUAAUCUAUGGUAACACCAGAUUGGUGAAAUUCAAUAUUUAUUGAAUCAAGAACACACACAACAGGAGGGGGAUAUAGAUUAUCUUUAAGGUGUCACAAAAUGGAAAAGAAACUUAAAAACUCUAAUAACCUGUCUCUGAUAAGAAUGUUAAGAGGUAUCAUAUGUCUGAUGGUGUUGGUUUCAACAGCUUUUAUGAUGUUGAUUUUCUGGGGGUUCCUAUCAGCUGUAGUGAUGAGGCUUUUCAGCUUACACUACAGCCGUAAAUGUGUUUAUUUCUUCUUUGGCUCCUGGCUCGCCUUGUGGCCUUUCCUCUUUGAGAAGAUCAAUAGAACCAAAGUUAUCUUCUCAGGGGAUAAGGUUCCUUGUGAGUCACGAGUGUUGCUCAUUGCCAAUCACCGAACAGAGGUUGACUGGAUGUACUUCUGGGAUCUUGCACUGCGUAAAGGUCAGAUUGGGAAUAUGAAGUAUGUCCUUAAGAGCAGUCUGAUGAAGUUGCCUCUGUUCGGUUGGGCGUUUCACCUCUUUGAGUUUAUCCCCGUUGAGCGGAAAUGGAAAGUAGAUGAAGCAAACUUGAGGCAGAUGGUUUCCAGUUUUAAGGAUCCUCGAGAUGGUUUAUGGCUUGGUCUUUUUCCCGAGGGCACAGAUUACACAGAGGCUAAAUGCGAAAGGAGCAAGAAGUUUGCAGCUGAGAAUGGCCUUCCAGAACUGAACAAUGUGUUGCUUCCCAAGACAAAAGGUUUUGUCUCCUGCUUGGAAGAAUUGGAUUCCUCACUUGAUGCAGUUUAUGAUGUGACCAUCGGUUACAAAACCCGUUGUCCGUCUUUCUUAGACAAUGUCUAUGGUACUGAACCAUCAGAAGUUCACAUCCACAUCCGUCGAAUCAGCCAAAACCAAAUCCCAAAUGAAGAAAAGGAAAUCAAUGCUUGGUUAAUGAACACAUUCCAGAUCAAAGACCAGCUGCUCAGUGAGUUCUACUCUCGUGGCCAUUUCCCUAACGAAGGAACAGAAAAAGAGUUCAGCACAAUAAAGCAACUCAUAAACUGCUUGGCGGUGAUUGUGUUCACGAUCAUCUGCACGCAUCUCACCUUCUUCUCGUCGAUGAUCUGGUUCAAGAUAUAUGUCUCUUUGGUCUGUGCCUACUUGACCUAUGCUACUCAUUUCAAUCUUCGUCCUGCGCCUCUUGUUGAGACUGCAAAGAAAAGCUUCUAUAGUAAAAAAUUGAACUUUUAAUGUUAUGUCAUUUCGCAUGAUGGAAUAAUGUUUUUCUUUUAGUAUAUAUUUUGAGGUUAAGACUCUAUCCAACUUCUACUUAUGAAAUGUGAAUCCAAGCUGCAAUAAAUGAACUCUUACUCUUA